Molecule: messenger RNA, 1994 nt
Organism: Paramecium pentaurelia
Lineage: Eukaryota; Ciliophora; Oligohymenophorea; Peniculida; Parameciidae
Source: the annotation of a GenBank genome assembly
AUGUAAUAACGACCUAUAAUUAAUAGAGACUUAUAAGAAAAAAAAGAUGUAUAUAGAUAUCUUACAAUUAGAAAGCAGCUUAAUCCUUACACGAUUAUAAAAAAAGUGUGGAACUUAAUUAUAAAGAGUAUGUUUCUUAAACAUCUGAAUAAUAAUUAAAUGAUUUUGAAAGUAUUUCACGACCUUCAGUAAAGAGCAUGCCAGUUAAGACAAGAGAUUUGCUGAAUAAAUAUAAGGCUCAACUUGAAAUAGUACCAAAAUUUUAAAUAGUCUCUAAACCAAAUCCUUAAUUAUAAAUAAAGUAACAUUAAGAGCUUGAAGAACAUUAAUAAAGUGUUUCUUCCCAACACUCAGAACCUCCAAAGAAUCCUUUUGAAGAUAGUCGUAAAACUAAGUAGGACGAAUAAAAUAUAUCAUUCAGCAGAUAGAAGGAGGUUUAAUUGCCUGAUAGUUAAAUUAAAUAAGAUAUUGUUUAAAUUGACUAGUUUGGACAGAAAAAUCCAUUUGAUAGUUUAAAUGUAAUGCAAUUUACUUAAAUAUAAAUGUUUGAUCCUUAUGUAAAGACAAUAUCAGAUAGAAAUUUAGUAAGUCAUUAUACAAGUUAAGAGAGCAGUAACAUCUAAAAUUUAAGUUAAACUUAAGAAAAAUCACUAGAUUCCUAAUAAUUUUAUGAUACAAUAGAGGAGUAAGGACAAUUCUAAUAAUCAGGUAAGGUUAAUAGUGGAACUCAAUUUUAAAAAUUUGAUUAUAACUAGUAAUCAUCACGAACUUAUAAAAGUAUUAAAGAAGAGAAUCAAGAUGAAUUAAGUAGUAUGACUCAUUCAUCUCAUUAAGAGGAAAAUGCUCAUUUAAAUUAAAGUCAAAUUUAUGAAAGCCUAGAUUAAGAGUCUUAAUUAGUUGAAAAAGCAUAAAGAUGGAGUUAGUAUCAAGACAUUCCAUAAAAUACAGCCUAAUUUAAUCCUAAUGUGUAACCAACAAUUUUAGAAGUUAAAUAAGAAGAUCAAAAUUCAUUAUAUAUAAAGCAAGAUACUACUAAUAAUGAUAUUAGUUAUGGAUAGUCAUUUGAUUAGGCAUAGCAACAAUCUAGUUAUUUAAAUAAUUAAGUUAACUCUAAACUUCUGGAUAAAGUUACGAUAAAAGAUGGAAUUACAAUGAAUAAUCAUAUAAUAUUUAAGAAACUGUCCUAAGAAUUAGUUAUUGAUAUGGAGAAAUUUGAAUAAAAUAGUCAUUUAUUGAAUAGUAUCAACAAAACCUAAUUAUUGUUUAUUACAGAGAAAUAUUUUGAUCUUAUGAUUAUAUAAUGCAAUAAGAAUUUAUUGUAAGAUUUUCGAUUAUUAAAGAAAUUAUAAUCAUACUUAUAUAAGAAGGAUGUUAUUACUUUAAGAAAUUUUAUGAAAUAAUUUAAGAUUAAUAAGGAUAAAUAAUUAGAGAAAUAUGAAAAGGAUAGGAUAUCUAGAUAGUUUCUCUUUUAAAAAUAGUAAUAAUUAAAAGAAAAUAUAUUUUCAGCAUUACAAUAAAAUAAAGUUGUUUAGAUAUAGUUUUUUCAAAAUACUAUUCAAUUAAUGAAUAAGCAUAAAUUGAAAGUAUUAAUGAUUAGAUGGAAAACUUAAGUAUACUAAUAAAAGAUGAAAAAAUAAAUGGAUCUUUAAUAUAAACAAUUUUUAUUUAAUAGUUGGUUAAAUGUAACUAAAAGGGAGAAAAAGGCUAAAGAUAUUAAAUGUUUAACAAAAUAUUAUUUUACAACAAUAAAAAAAUAUUAUUAGACUUGGAAAUAUUUCACUUACUAAUAAUAAAGAUUACAAUCCAAAUUUCUUAAUGCAUAUAGAAAUGUGAAUUUAAUGAAAAAGAAAUUUAUAAUGUUACAAUGGAUUAAUUUUAUUUAGGAAGUGAAAAAAGAAAAGGAAUUUGAAUCUUAUGCAAAAUAAGCUAAUGAAUACAUUCCUGUUAAGGUAAACCUUAAACUCUAAAAUAUAAAAAUCUAUAAUAUCAAAUGA